AUGACGGCUCAGGAACGUCCAGAAGCAGUCCCGGAGGAGACUACGCCCCUCUUGGGGGAGUCUUCCGACAAUGGGGAAGAUUUGGCGCGAAUUCAAGUGUCUCGCCUGAGGGGAUCGGCGAUAGUGGCCGCCAUGGGGCUGUUGCUGUUCAUCAUGACAACCAAUAUGUCGAUGAUGACUACCGCGCAAUCCGACAUUGCGGCCGAUCUGGAUGCUUUUUCGGAGACAACAUGGUUCAACUCGGCUUUCUUGAUUGCCAUGUCCAGCCUCACACCUCUCUCGGGUCGACUCUCCCAAAUAUUCACACCUCGUGUAUAUAUUCUUUUCUCUUGCACAUUAUUGUCAAUUGGUCUCUUCGUGACAGCGUUGGCUCCGACACUGCCUGUCUUCCUUUUGGGACGAGCUCUUACAGGAUGUGGUGCUGGUGGGCAGAUGGUUAUUGCCUUUGUCUUGACCCUCGACUUGACGAGCAAGAAGCGCCGGGGUCUCUUCAUCGGUCUAAUCAGCGCAGGGAUGACUACCGGUGUCUCCUCUGGGGCGGUGCUGGCCGGUCUUCUGACGCCGGCUUACGGAUGGCGGAUUAUCUUCUGGAUCCAAGCACCGCUGGCCCUGAUAUUAGGCCCAGUGCAAUUCUUGGCGAUUCCGGAACGCCCGGAGGAUGAACACCUAAGUGGACGCGCUCUGCUGCGAAGGUUGGCAAAGGUUGACUAUGCCGGGGCAUUGACGUUGACAAUUUCCGUCUUCCUGUUACUGUCGAGCCUUGCUGCGGCAGUAAUCAAAAUAAUGCCUAUACUUCUGUCGUUCGUUUUUCUGGGGAUCUUUGUCUUAAUAGAAUCGAGAUUCGCUACCGACCCCAUUAUCCCGAUGGAAGUACUCAAGAAGAGGAGCGUCUUGCUCAGCUGCUUGGCGGGUGCUGUUUGCAUGAUGGCACGCUGGGCAGUUCUUUUCUACUCGCCAGUCUAUGCACUCGUUGUUCGUGAUUGGUCUCCGGCCUCCGCGGGCUUGAUUCUGGUGCCAACCAACGCCGGGUUCGGGCUAGGAGGACUCCUAGUCGGCUGGAUUCAUAUUCGUAAAACAGGCAGCUACUAUAUCUCGGGCCUCAUCGCCUUCUUUCUAUUCGGCCUCACCAACCUCAUAUUAUCCGUUCUAUCCACACCGCACUCUUCCACGGUCGCCUAUCUCUCUGCUACCUUUUUCAACGGUCUUUCUGUCGGAGCAGUCAUGAACUAUACCCUAUCCCAUCUACUACAUCUCACAGACCCAGACAUGCAUUAUGUUAUCAGUGCCUUGCUAGGAAUGAGCAGAGGGUUUGCCGGCAGCUUUGGGUCCUCUAUUGGUGGGGGUUACUUCCAGCGUGAGUUGAAGAGAGGGCUGGAGACAGGGUUCAUGAAACAUGGACUUGCCAAUAGAGGUGAAUUGAUCCGCAAACUGCUCGGCAGUCCGGCACUGGCAAAACGCCUGACGGGCGUCGAGAGAGCGGUGGCUGUUCAGAGCUAUGAGCAAGCCGUGAAGACCUUGCUACUGGGAGCUUGUGUAUUGGCUAUUGCUGCGGCCGCGGCCCAGGCUGGGACUGGGUGGAAACCGUACAAGAGUGAGAAGCGGCAGGAUCUUGGGGAUUUGGAGGCCACGGCAGAGGAAGAGCAGUGA
Aspergillus niger is the source of this 1647-nucleotide messenger RNA. RefSeq lists its product as uncharacterized. The record is from RefSeq and is a predicted model, not a curated record. Gene Ontology annotation, biological process: basic amino acid transport; transmembrane transport. Lineage: Eukaryota; Fungi; Ascomycota; Eurotiomycetes; Eurotiales; Aspergillaceae. The coding region runs from base 1 to 1647 and encodes 548 amino acids. Gene Ontology annotation, molecular function: basic amino acid transmembrane transporter activity. Gene Ontology annotation, cellular component: fungal-type vacuole membrane. The transcript is spliced from 6 exons.